This is a messenger RNA of Kwoniella mangroviensis CBS 8507, 228 nucleotides long. RefSeq lists its product as uncharacterized. The record is from RefSeq and is a predicted model, not a curated record. Bases 1 to 228 code for a protein of 75 amino acids. The transcript has 2 exons. Lineage: Eukaryota; Fungi; Basidiomycota; Tremellomycetes; Tremellales; Cryptococcaceae.
AUGCCAGAUACGCCUUAUCAUCUCUACCGCCUUGGUAAAAUCGGACUCCAAUCGAAGGAAGGAACGAUCUUUCGAGUCUACGUUGCAUCAUUGGCAGAAAUCAGUACCGUUUUCCCAAGUAUGAUUGACAUUGCCAAGACCAAUCAUGCGACUCGAGGAAACCCCUACCACAUCCUAGAAUUCCCAGCUACCUCGUACAGUACAGUAUCGAGUGCUUUCUCGGUAUGA